AUGGCUGUUUACCCCUCAGUUGAAGAAAUGAAAAUGGUUGAACUGAUAGUUUUUAUAUUAAACACAGAAAAUGCUGUGAGGUGGGCAAAACAGCACGGUUUGAUAGCAGCCCCGAUGACAUGCCGCUGUCUUGCAGACAUAAGGUUUACAUACUUUUCAGUUGCGGCAUUGAAUGUCGGGAACACAUUGCCUGACAGGUGGCCCGGACACAUUGUUCAAAUAGAUGAAAGCUGCAUCUCACCUGCAAAAAGAUUGAAGAACCAGAAUGCACGUCCAAAAGGAAGUGCAGGAGAACAAGAUAUGGAGAUAUAUGAAAAGAGAAAGGGGCACGGGCAACUAGACGAGCAGCACAGUUAA
Molecule: messenger RNA, 357 nt
Organism: Helobdella robusta
Lineage: Eukaryota; Metazoa; Annelida; Clitellata; Rhynchobdellida; Glossiphoniidae
Exons: 3
Coding region: 1-357 (118 amino acids)
Source: RefSeq, a predicted model, not a curated record